Messenger RNA from Rotaria socialis, 4434 nucleotides. NCBI's taxonomy places the organism in Eukaryota, Metazoa, Rotifera, Eurotatoria, Philodinida, Philodinidae. The record is from the annotation of a GenBank genome assembly.
AUGACCCUAUUGUUGUUAACGUGUAGUAUUUAUAUUCUUCUAUUAUCUCAGUCACAUUUUAUUGGGGCAUGUCCAUCUGUUUGCUCCUGUCAUGGACCCAAUGUUGACUGUAGCAAUCGAGGACUACAAACAAUACCACCUGGAAUACCAAGAAAUGUUUUUAAACUAGAAUUACAAUUCAAUAAUCUAUCAAUAAUUCGGAAGGAUGAUUUUAAAACAUUUCGUCAACUACGUAUCUUAAACCUUCAAGACAAUCAAAUACAUACAGUUGAUACUGAUGCUUUUCGAGACUUGAUAUCAUUAGAAAAAUUACGUCUUAACGGUAAUAAGCUAAAUCAUCUCGCCGAUGGCACAUUUUCAUCCCUCAAACAACUUCAACGAUUGGAUCUCAGUUCUAACCAACUACGAGCCGUUAAAAAAGGAAUGUUACAGGGUCUUCAAGCAAUUGAUAAUUUACAAUUGGAUCACAAUGAGAUCACUUGUAUGGAAGCCGAGGCUAUUAAUGGACUCAAUCGAUUAGAGAUUAUACGACUUCAUGAUAAUCAAUUCGUAUGUGAUUGCCGUCUACUAUGGCUUGCUAAAUAUCUUAAGUUACAUCCAUUUCUUGGCCUUAAUGCGCGAUGUCAAGAUGCUGAUACGCUCAGUCAUAAAGAUAUAACGUCAUUGAUGGAUGAUGAAAAACAAUGCAAUAGCAUGGACAUUGAUGAUAUCGAUUAUACAUGCAAUGUACCCGUAUGUCCGUAUCCAUGCACAUGUUUUAAUGGUGUCGUCGAUUGUAAAGAUAAAGAUCUUGUGGAAAUUCCAAGAAAUAUUCCAGAUACAACCAUUGAAUUACGUUUGGAAAAAAAUCGUAUUUCCGAAAUUUCGCCUAAAAUAUUUUCUCAUUUGAAAAAAUUACGACGCCUAGACAUCAGCAAUAAUUUAAUAUCAACCAUUUAUCCUGAUUCAUUUACUGGUUUAAAAUCACUAAAUUCACUAUUACUGAAUGCAAAUAAAUUAGUAUGUGUACGUGACGAUACAUUUCGCGGAUUAGAAAAGUUGAGUUUAUUGUCCUUGUACGAUAAUAAACUGAAAACAUUAGUUAAUAAUACAUUUGCACCAUUGAAAAACAUUCAGACAUUACAUUUGGCUCGUAAUCCAUUCAUUUGUGAUUGCCAUCUGCGCUGGUUAAAUGCUUAUUUACGCGAAAAAAAGAUUGAAACCAGUGGUGUUCGUUGUGCUGGUCCAAGACGUAUGGCAAAACGAAAAUUUGGUGUAUUAAACGAUCGAAGAUUUCGAUGUCGAAGUCGAAUCGAAUUUGAACAAACAGCUUAUAGUAAUCAAUGUGAGGUACAGUGUCCAAAAGGAUGUACAUGUGAUGGUACAACUGUUAUCUGUCGUGGUUUACAAUUACAAGAAAUACCAAAUGAUAUACCAGCAUUUACUACUGCACUACAUCUUCAAGAUAAUUUAAUCAAACGAGUUUCACGCGAUGGCAGUUUCCGGCGUUUGCGAAGUCUACGUACACUUGAUUUACGAAAUAAUCGAUUAGAAGAAAUCGAUGAUGAUGCAUUUGAUGGAGCUGAUUCGCUUAAUGAAUUAUUUUUAAGUGAUAAUAAUUUGAAUGUAAUAACACCACAAACAUUCAAUGGCUUAAAAAAUAUUCGAACACUGAUGUUACGUACAAAUAAGUUAACGUACAUUAAAAAUGAUACUUUUGCUGAUAUGGAUGCACUAAAAACAUUAUCAUUGCAUGAUAAUCGCAUUAAAUGUAUUGCGCCAGGUUCAUUCGAUCGAUUACGAUCAUUAUCAGCAUUGGAUCUUUUAUCAAAUCCAUUUGUUUGCAAUUGUCAUAUGCAAUGGUUGAAAAGUUGGCUGAAACAAAGUAACAUUGUUACUGGAUAUCCAAAAUGUAUGUCACCCACCAAAUUACGGAAUAUUCCAAUUGUCAAUUUAACUGACGAUGACUUUGUUUGCAAUCCUGUCGAACUCGACACAUGCGAUGUGUCGUAUCCAAAUCAUUGUCCACAAAAUUGUUCAUGUUAUAAUCAUAUUGUACGAUGUUCACAUGCACAUUUGCGACAGAUACCAUAUGACCAAAUGCCAUUGGAUACAGAAGAAUUAUAUUUGGACGCAAAUGAUAUAACUGAAAUACCAUCAGAAUUAACAAAUCGUCUUGUUUAUCUUAUAAGAAUUGAUUUAAGUUAUAAUAAACUCCGUUCAAUACAAGCAAAUAUAUUUUCCAAUUUAACUCGACUUGAAACGUUAAUAUUGUCAUACAACAAAAUUCGUUGUUUAGAAUCAACCUCAUUUAAAGGCUUGAAAAAUUUACGAAUACUAUCAUUACAUGGAAAUGAAAUUUCUACAAUACCCGAUGGUUCGUUUAAUGAUCUUACAUCGUUAUCGCAUGUGGCACUUGGAGGUAAUCCACUGUAUUGUGAUUGUCAUUUGGGUUGGUUAUCAUCAUGGAUUAAAACGGAUUAUGUUGAACCUGGUAUUGCUCGAUGUGCUGGGCCACCUCAAAUGGCAAAUAAAUUACUGCUAACAUCGCCAAUUUUCUUUUUUCAAUGUCACAAUGAAAGCGAAUCCAAUCGUUAUCUACAAAAAUGUGAUCCAUGUCUAAAUGAAGAAAAUCCUUGUGCUAAUAAUGGCUCAUGUCGAGCGUUAUCAAUUGAAACGUUUACAUGUAAUUGUUUGCCAGGAUAUCAUGGUGAACGUUGUGAAAAUUUGAUCGAUGCUUGCUUUGAUAAUCCAUGCAAACAUCAAGCACGAUGUCAAACACUUUCCGAUGGUCGCUUUAAAUGCCAUUGUUCAUCUGGUUUUACAGGAUAUCGAUGCGAAAGUAAUAUUGACGAUUGCUUUUACCAUCGAUGUCAAAAUAAUGGAACAUGUGUCGAUAAAAUUAAUGAUUAUUCAUGUACUUGUCCAACAUUAUUUACGGGCAAAUACUGUGAAAAAAAAUUGAAUUGGUGUGAAGAAAAUUUAAAUCCUUGCAAUAAUAAUGGCCGUUGUCUAACAAAAACUAGUGACUAUGAAUGUGAAUGUUCAUUGGGUUGGGGAGGAGUCAAUUGUACGGAAAAUUUAAAUGAUUGUUCAAAUCAUGCAUGCCAAUUUGGUGUGUGUAUUGAUGGUCUUAAUGGUUACACUUGCAAGUGUGAUGUUGGCUUUACCGGGAAAUAUUGUGAAAUAGCUCCACAAUUGAAAUCAUCAUUUAUGAAAAACAUAAGUAAUAUAUCGCCAACACGAUGUUCAUCCGACGUUUGUUCGAAUAACGGUAUCUGUUAUGAAGAACCAUCCAAUAUGCUUCGAUGCCGUUGCUAUCCAGGUUUUAUUGGUAAUCGAUGCGUUAUGUUAAAGAGUAUUCAUUCAAUGACAAAUGAUUCCUACAUGAAACUACCUAAACCGAAUGUCUAUCCACGUUCGAAUAUUACCAUUGUAUUUAGUACAACACAAAAUAGUGGUAUUCUAGUUUAUUUUGGCUAUUUGGGACAUCUCGUUGCAGAAGUUUUCAUGGGUAGAAUACGUGUUAGUUAUGAUGUUGGAAAUUCACCUGGUUCAGUUAUGUUCAGCUACGAUACUGUCAAUGAUGGAAAAGUGCAUGAAUUGCAAUUGGUAAGCGUCGGACAAAAUUUUAGUUUAACUGUUGACCGUGGUUAUACGCGUCAUAUAAAUAAUCGCGGUCAAAAUGCGUAUUUAAAUACAAGUGAUAUACGUGCUUUAUACAUUGCUGGUCUACCAAACGAUUUAACAGCUAGAGCUUUGCAAUUGUGGCACAUUCGAGAAGCUACAUCAUUUCAAGGUUGUAUUCAUGCAUUAUAUAUCAAUGAUGAUCCAGUAAAUUUUGCUAAUGUUGAUUAUCGUCAUAAAAUUUUACCCGGCUGUGAAAAUCAUGAACACAACCAAUUAUCAUGUACAAGUGCAACAUGUCAAUAUGGUCAAUGUCGUCUUCAAGGUCUAGAUUAUAAAUGUACAUGUCACGAAGGUUACACAGGAUUAUCAUGCAGUCAACCUGUGCAAACAUCAAUCGCCUUACCAUUAAUUAGUUCGUGUGACUUAACUGUAGAAAAAGGAUUCUAUGUAGAUCCACUAACAAAAUGUACAAGUAAUAGACGUUUACGUAUAACUAGAUGUUCAGGUUCGUGUCCAUCGAGAAGUAAUGGUACACAAGCAUCGUGUUGUAAACCAGUUGAACCAAAACGUCGAUUCUUUCAAUUCGAGAAAAAUGUCAGCGUUUUAGUUCACCAUUUGAUACUAUUUUCACGACCAUUUCCAGUGCCCAAUAAUUAUCCUGUUACAACAGCACCCAGAGGACGGCCUAUUAUUUCACCGACUGUGGCCCCAACACCAUUUGCCACUGUUACAUCUAAUUCAACUAUUGUAUUUGGCAAAUCAACACUCAAUGCACGAGCACAAAUGUCCGCCGGUGGAUUAUUCAUAUAUUUGCUGAAGAUUUGA